Molecule: messenger RNA, 1701 nt
Organism: Stylophora pistillata
Lineage: Eukaryota; Metazoa; Cnidaria; Anthozoa; Scleractinia; Pocilloporidae
Source: RefSeq, a predicted model, not a curated record
UGAUACUGCACAGCUUGAACAUUCACGACUUCGGAAUCGUUACAAGAGAAUCACACUCUUUAAAAUGAAACUGCAGUUGUCCAUAACUUUGCUCGCGUACUUGCUGCAUUGUUCCUUUGCGGAAGUGGCUAAUCUACCAGACGAAUUUUGUGAUGAAGGUCCCCCCGGAAAGUACUGUCUCCCGGAUUUAACAGGAUGGCAUAACUGUUACAUUGAUAAAGAGACUGGCAAAAUGGUGGACAAAAUCACUUCAUGUUCUUCAAACACAAGAUGUGUUUGUUUUAAUGGUCCCCCGUGCCCAGACUCCAUCGAAGAUCCCUGUCAGCCUUUCCGACUUCCUCCACCACCUCCCGAUAAAUACACCCUGUACUACAACUCCAAAGAAACAGUGUACUCACCUGCGGGGAAAACGACCACUUACAUUUCUGGGAGAGAAUUACAGUCUCUGACUGAUCAUAAAAAGAGGGACGAUGCUUAUGGACCGAGGUACGCGACGUCUACUUUCGUUUUACCAAGAGACGGCGGUGGUUUUAAUCAGACUGAUGUUCGAAGGGAUACGGAGCAGUGCGUAACUCAGCAAAUAAAAACUUUUCCUGAAUCUCAAGUUCCCCCCUACUUCAGCUUCAACGGCACAGUCCAAGUCGGCUACCUACUCUGCGAGAAAUGGAUAUGGAGGAAUGGGGGCCACAAUAUAGGGCAGCCAACAUACUUCGCCGCUUACUACAUUUCAAAUCAAACGAAUGCUGCCAGCGACCGCGACGAAGACCCGUUUGUGCCAGUCAGGAUAGAGUCUUAUUACAAUUCGGGGCCCUCCGGAAAAACAUCGACCCAAAAGGUGCUAAACAUCACCUCUUUUCAUCGUGACGUCGAUGAAGAGUUGUUUAAUUUGCCCAGUUUUUGUUAGAAUCGAUCACCAAGAGCUGACAGUAUGAAAUCUAUCGUUGAACAUGAAAUUUUUGCGGGAGAUUUUUUUUCUUUUUUUUCUGUUUUUUGUUUUUGUAUUUUUGUUUUUUUGUUUUUUGUUUUUGCAGGAAUAAGAUGUUUGUGAUCUUCGCUCUGUUUUAAGCAAUACAACAUUAUGAAAAGGAAAGGAACUAAGUUUUCCACUGUAUCCCUUUGGAUCUUCUGUGUGAAAUACGAACUGUAUUCGCCAUAUUGGACGUUUUGUUACUCAUGCCAGAUUUUCCACUCGUUCAACAUGGCGACCAAAUGUCCACCCCAUUGAAGCUCGCGCUUGGAAACACAAACUUCCACACGCAAGCAGAGUACUUCGCACAAGGACAUUAUCAUUUGACGAAAGCUAAAGCCGAAAUUGUCGAGCCGUAUAUUGCUUUUUUGUUUGUUUGGUUGUUUUCGUCGGGAGAUUAUCACUACUGACCGAAAACAGCCCCUAAAACCCGCAAAAUUUUCAAGUUAGACGGUAAUUUCCGACAGAAUUUCAAGAAAACGAUUUUUUGACGCGAUCAGUUAACGACGUAGAUGCAUGUUGAACCUAUCAUGAUGAGUAGAUUCAAUAGUUUCUGUUUUGAUGACUUGAUUGACAUGCAUUCCUUGAAAUUUUUAUGAAGUUGACAACAAGUAUCUAUAAGGCAGAAAAAUGAUGUUAAAGAAAAAUGAUAUGGCUUCGUGAUGUUUUAGCAAAUCUUUUGAACCAAGUAAAACAUGCAAAGAAUAAAGAUUUUUCAUCAACACAAAAAAUUA